Clupea harengus (Atlantic herring) is the source of this 1378-nucleotide messenger RNA. Its product is annotated as rho GDP-dissociation inhibitor 1. NCBI's taxonomy places the organism in Eukaryota, Metazoa, Chordata, Actinopteri, Clupeiformes, Clupeidae. Gene Ontology annotation, cellular component: cytosol; cytoplasm; membrane. Gene Ontology annotation, molecular function: protein binding; Rho GDP-dissociation inhibitor activity. Gene Ontology annotation, biological process: Rho protein signal transduction. The record is from RefSeq and is a predicted model, not a curated record.
CACACGAUUUGAUGUUACGAUGUUACAUCACAAGAAUGUAAUCCUGCUGGUAGUUGAUUUGGCUUGAGUCACAAACCCAGUAAUGAUCUUAUACAAUGAUCUGAUUUAUCAGUCAAAGCUAUACGUCUAAUCCCCGGCAGAUUUGUUGUAGCCUUAUUCUGAUACGGUGCCCCUGAUUAAGCCAAUCAAACCCUUUAAGAGGUCUAUUACAGCGCAUGUUGGUUAAGACUUGAACAACUUUCACUGUAUGUCAUAGUUAAAUAAUUAUUUUGUAAAAUAAUUGUGCAGUAACAAAGACUAAAUACAGAUCAACAAGUGCGAGCCACUCCUUCAAGUCGCAGAUAUCUGACAUGCCUCCGGGAACUUACGCUGCGUCUUUCCCGGAAGCGUGUAGUGCAGUGCGGGCGUCUCCGCUUUCAGUUCGCCAUACUUGCACAAAGCGGCAGAGCGCAGACUAUUGGUGAAAGAAGCUGGAAAAAAGCAUCGGUGGAAGCUAACGUCAUGGCUGAGCAGGAGCCCACUGAGGAACAGCUGGCGGCCAUUGCGGCAGAGAACGCUGAGACUGAGGCAGAGUUGGUGAACUACAAGCCCCCUGCCCUGAAGACCCUGCAGGAGAUCCACGAACUGGACAAGGAUGACGAGAGCUUGCAGAAGUACAAGAAGGCCUUGCUCGGAGACGGCCAUGAAUCUGUUGCAGACGGCGCAGUUCCAAAUGUCCAGGUGACACGGUUGACCCUGGUGUGUGAUGCAGCCCCGCAUCCCCUCACUUUAGACCUGCAAGGAGAUCUGGAGGAAUAUAAGAAGCAAAGCUUUGUGCUAAAAGAGGGUGUUGAGUAUAGAAUUAAGAUCAGCUUCAAGGUGAACCAGGAGAUUGUGUCUGGCCUAAAGUUCACCCAGCAGACCUUCAGAAAGGGAGUGCGAAUUGAUAAGUCCGACUACAUGGUGGGGAGCUACGGCCCGCGGCCCGCCGCCGAGUAUGACUUCCUGACCCCGCUGGAGGAGGCGCCCAAGGGCAUGCUGGCCCGGGGCACCUACAACAUCAAGUCCAGGUUCACCGACGACGACAUGCACGAUCACCUCGUCUGGGAGUGGAACCUCAACAUCAAGAAAGAGUGGACAGACUGAGCCCGCCUUCUAGCCCCUUUCUCUCCUCCUUUGUUCUUCCCUUCGUUCCUUUCAUCCUUCAUUUCUUCAUUCUUUUCUUUACUUCCGCAUCCCAGACACCCCUCCCCUUUUAUCUCCCUUAAACCUCCUGUGCCCCCCCCCCCCCCUCCCCCCUUCUCUCCGUCCAGAGGUCCACAUCCAUGUUUCCUCCAUCACUACAACCCACCUGGUUCACCCACAUUCUCCCCCCAAGCCCUUGUGUUUUCCAAUUAAC